Messenger RNA from Penicillium arizonense, 2382 nucleotides. RefSeq lists its product as uncharacterized. Gene Ontology annotation, cellular component: nucleus. The transcript has 9 exons. The record is from RefSeq and is a predicted model, not a curated record. Gene Ontology annotation, biological process: DNA-templated transcription; regulation of DNA-templated transcription. Gene Ontology annotation, molecular function: zinc ion binding; DNA binding; DNA-binding transcription factor activity, RNA polymerase II-specific. Bases 1 to 2382 code for a protein of 793 amino acids. NCBI's taxonomy places the organism in Eukaryota, Fungi, Ascomycota, Eurotiomycetes, Eurotiales, Aspergillaceae.
AUGUUAUCAUGGAGUGGAGAUAGAGAAUCUCCGAGUGAUCCGACGUCUCGCCCUGCGUCAGGCACUCGCAGGUCUCGAUCAGGCUGUUUUCUGUGUCGGGCGCGCAAAGUGAAAUGCGACGAGCGCUGGCCCUCUUGUUUGAAUUGUGAACGUCUCAAAUUGGAAUGCCCGGGUCAUCCAGGCCAGAAUUCGGGAUUGGCUGCAAAAGCUCUUAGGAGUGCGAGGCGGGAUGCGGCACUGACACAGGCCGGUACAGCUCGGCACCGAGUAUCAAAAUCAUGCCAGGCUUGUCGCUUGGCUAAAGCUCGAUGCUCAGGGGGUGAUAUUUGCACCCGAUGCUCCCGCAGAAAUAUUGAAUGCUCGUAUAGUCCGGGUCGCAUGCAACAGCCACAGAGAAGCUCCGCGUCUUAUGCCCCUGCUCAUGACAAAUCUCUUAUUUCUACUUUGGCACCAACUCGGCUCCAGCAAAAUCAAUCCUCAUCUCAGCAGUCUCCAGAUAGCGUGACUGAUCCUAUCUCGUGGCUUCACACUCAACAACUACCGGAUAAAGAUCGAAUUAUAAUUUUGGUCGAAGAAUAUUUCGCCCAUGUUCAUCCAUUACGAUGUUAUGGUUUCGUGCACAAGCCCUCAUUCAUGCAGCGAUUAGAUGAAGACUUUGAGACCUGCUGCAACGAUGAAUCACUCCUUCACAUUGUUUGCGCAUUAGGAGCAAAAUUCCUGGCUUUAGACUACCAUUCCCAGUUUUCGCCCGAGACAAUACUCACAGCUGGGAAUCAGUGGGCCAAAAUCGCCAAGGCUCGCAUAUUUGUAGACUUAGACGACCUCUCCCUAGAGAAACUAAUGACCGCAAUUCUCCUCUAUGAUCACGAUCUUCGGAUCGGAAGCUAUGCCUCUGCUUUUAUGCUCUCUGGGGUGACUGCAAGGAUGUCACAAGCAUUGCAACUCAACCUUGAAAGUUCAGCCGACAUACUUUGCAAUGGACUUGACUCUACGUGCCCAAUAAUCAACGAGUCCAAACGGCGUCUAAUGUGGAGUUGCUAUGUCAUGGAUAGUUGGGUAGGUAGUGGUGUCAACCAACUCACUCUCAUCGACGACAAAGACUUAAAGAUCCAGCUUCCUUGUCACAGCCAUAACUUCUCCCUUGGAACUGCCUGUGUCACUGAAAUGCUGGAUCAAGGAAAGGUACUUGGCUUUAUCCCGAGUGAACAAACUCCUUCACGACCAGCUCAAAACAUGGGGAUUGAGGCUUAUUUCAUCCGCCUCGUCAGCAGCCGGAAGAAGGUUCUCCGAUAUGUCAAGCACCUUGAUACCUCGAAGCCACCGUGGGAGUCUGAUUCCGAAUUUCUACAAUUGGUAACCGAAUUUGCGAACUGGCGGAGAGAUCUUUCGCAGAGUCUAAAGUGGAAUUCAGGCGCGAUUUACGCACGGAAGGAGUCAUCGCAGUUGGGUGCUUUGACUCUGCUUUGGUGUACCUAUCAUCAAACCUUGUGUGAUCUAUACCGCAUUGGUAUGCCGAAUCUGUUCCACAUUCGACGACAUCAUAAGUUUCCACCAGCCAAACAAGAAUUUCUGGACAAUUGCCGCAGAGCUUGCUUUGACAAUGCUCGUGAACUCUCGAAGAUCAUUGCUGAAGCUUCACGGCACGGGGUGAAAGCUCUGUCUGAUACUUGGCUGUGUAUCAUUGCACACGACAGCACGAAGGUCAUGUUAUACUUCAUAAAGCAAAACAAGAUAUCCCCCAAUGCUUUAAGUGUAUUUGAGGUGGAGGAAACGAAGACUCUUGUAAAAAAGAAUAUGGAAGCACUUAUGCAAAUGAGGUCUCUUGUUGCAACAGCAGAGCAUUGCUAUCUUUCAGUUUUGAAAAUGAUGAUUGCAGCAGGUCUCCACCCUCAACUACCCCAUGAGCCCAUAAAUGAGCGAGAGCUGGAUGAGAAUGAGGAACGUUCCUCUACUCCUGGGUCCCCUGUUCAAGAGUCACCCGAAGCCGUCUUGAAUCCUCUUGCAAUCUAUCGUAUGGCACGCACAGCUUUGCAUGGCAAAGAUUCUCGAGGGUCAACCUCAAAUUCGCCUUCAACUACGAACACGAAUUCGCCUAGGACGUUCCGGUCUAGGACACACCAACGUCAUCAAACCCGUGAACAGGAGCAAACACAAGGGCCGCAAAGGUCUCAAAUCGAUGAGAGAACAGACAUGUUACCACCCUUCGAAGUUACUUCUGUUCCAAUAAGACCCGUCGAUUCAUCGUUCAACUUCAAUACUUUCCCACAAUUUCCGCCCCUCGGCACUAUUGGAUCGUGGGACCCUUCUGAAAUGGCUAUCAUGAACAUGAUUGACGAUAGAACGGCUCCUUGGUCUGCGGAAUAUCUGACUGAUGACUACUGA